UUCUCUAUGGACAAAUCGAAUCAGUUUAAGUAGGUUAUAUUUAAAAAUUGUUAAAGGUUUACGCUAGUUAUUUAAAUAUUUUUAUAUUAUUACUCUUUGUCACAAAUUGUUAUUAUGGCACCUCAACCUUCACUGAAAAAUCUUACUAAUCGAGCCUUCGGUAAACCUGCAGCACAACAGAAUCCAACCCUGCAGGAACUAGGAGCACCACAUGUCGAUAGUUUCAACUUCUUGAUAGAAACAGGAUUGAAUAAAGCAGUAGAAAAUUUAGAGCCCAAACAGUAUGCUAUAAAUGAUGAUAAAUUAAAAUUUAUCAUUUCGGAGGCUUCUUUAUCAAGUCCAACUGUUCCUGUAGGAACAGUAUGUUCAAACAGAGCUAUAUUCCCUAAAGAAUGUAGACAGAGAGCUGGCACUUACAAGGGAAAAUUACAGAUUAAAAUUGAUUGGUGGCUAAAUGAACAACCUCAGGAACCGAUAUAUAAAGAUUUGGGUGACAUACCAAUUAUGGUAAAGUCUAAAAAAUGUCAUUUACACAAUAUGACUCCUGAAGAAUUGAUUGCAGCAGGGGAACAUGAAGACGAAUGGGGGGGUUUUUUUAUAAUUAAAGGUCAUGAAAAACUUGCUAGAAUGCUUCUCAUGACAAGAAGAAAUUAUCCAGUAGCUAUUCAGCGAAAUGGAUGGAAAAUGAGAGGUAAAUUAUUUUCUCCUCUGGGUAUUUCUAUAAGAUGUGUGAGAGAAGAUCACACUUCAGUGGUAAAUGUCCUUCAUCAUCUAUAUGAUGGCACUGCAAAACUUAUGUUCACUCAUAAUAAGACCCCAUUUUUCAUACCACUCAUGCUUGUUUUAAAAUGUUUGUGGGAUUAUAGGUCAGAUUACAUUAUUAACAAUAAGUUCAUGAUGAAAGCUUAUGAUGAUAAUAAGAAAUACCAAGAUUGCAUCUAUCGAAUGAUGAGACAAUUGGACGAACAGAAUCUCCAAAAACACGAAGAUUGCAAGAGUUAUGUGGGUAAAGUAUUCAGGGCCAAAUACCCCGAAUGCCCACCUUGGUAUACAGAUUCUGAAGUGACCGAUUUCAUCAUUAAACAUGACAUUUUGAUUCAUCUGGACAAUAAUAAGGACAAAUUCAAUAUGCUAGUAUUCAUGAUGCAAAAAUUGUUUACUUAUGUUGAGGAUCAAUGUCAAACAGAAGGAGCCGAUUCAGUUAUGAUGCAAGAGGUUCUUCAAGGUGGCCAUCUCUACCUCCAAGUUGUGAAAGAAAAGCUUCGGACUUGGCUAGGUCGAGUGAGAUACAGACUGGUCAAUAAAGCAAGCAAAACGGUCGGUUAUAAAGUGACUCCGCAAGACGUAUAUCAAGCCAGUAAGUAUGCUGGUGGACUUGAAACAGAAAUGGAGAAUUUUCUUGCUACUGGCAACAUAAAUUCCAAGACUGGUUUGGGUCUAAUGCAAGACAAGGGAUUGGUAAUUGUGGCCGAAAACCUGAACAGAAUGAGAUACAUGUCUCAUUUUAAAUCUGUUCAUAGGGGAGCUUUUUUCAUGGAAAUGAGAACGACUGAUGUCCGGAAAUUACUUCCCGAUGCUUGGGGUUUCAUUUGCCCGGUUCACACACCAGACGGAGGACCCUGCGGUCUUCUCAACCAUUUGACUAGUGCGUGCUUCAUUUCGAAGGAGGCCGACGAGGAAGUGGUCAAAAAGUUGCCCUUAGUUUUGGCUACGUACGGUGCAAUCUCAUUGGAAGACAGUAAAUAUUGCCACAUGAACAAAUGCACAUUUGUUAUUCUUGACGGCAAUGUUCAGGGCUUCGUGAAGGAUAAACAUGCAUUCAGAUAUGUGAAUACCCUCAGGCGUGUGAAAAUCAAAGGUGUGGAAAUACCCAAAACAACAGAGAUCGUUCACGUCCCCAAACAAGAAACUGUUGGUCAAUAUCCGGGCAUAUUCCUCUUCACUGGCCCCUCUAGGAUGAUGAGGCCGCUUUAUCAUAUCGAAACUGGCGAAAUAGAGUAUGUUGGUACCUUCGAACAGGUUUAUUUGGAUGUUGCUGUCACACCUAAGGAAAUUUAUCCAGGUGUUACCACUCAUUUAGAACCUUCGAAAUGUGAUUUUCUUUCUCAUUUGGCUCGUUUGAUACCUAUGCCUGACUGCAACCAGUCUCCGAGAAAUAUGUACCAGUGUCAGAUGGGCAAACAGACUAUGGGGACGCCCUGCCUUAACUGGCCUCUUCAAGCCCAAACUAAAUUGUAUAGACUCACGACUCCAGCUUCUCCCCUUUUUAGGCCUGCUCAUUACGAUACCUUGGGUAUGGACAAUUUUGCAAUGGGUACAAAUGCUAUCGUUGCUGUCAUCAGUUAUACGGGUUACGACAUGGAAGAUGCCAUGAUUAUAAAUAAAGCAUCAUACGAUUUUGGAUUUGCUCACGGUGCAGUAAUUAAGUCAGAAUUCAUCAAUCUAGACAAUCCAAACGACUUUUUCUGUAGGGAUAGCAAAAAAGAGUUUUUGGAUGAAUUCAUAGAUACAGAUGGUCUACCAUAUGUAGGUAGGAGGAUGCAGGCAGGAGAACCGUUCUAUUGUUAUUUCAGCGCUGACAAAUCGGAAUACGUAGUCGAGAAGUUUACGUCCCAAGAGGAGUAUGCGGUGGAGAGUGUGAAACAGUGCACCGGUUUUGGCCCCAAAACACCAAGGAUGGCGUGUAUCACCUUUAGAAUAGCGAGAAAUCCGAAUAUUGGAGACAAGUUUGCCAGUAGAGCUGGCCAGAAAGGUAUCUGUUCGCAAUUGUGGAAUCGGGAAGACUUGCCCUUCUCUGAGACUGGUAUGGUACCGGAUAUUAUCUUCAAUCCUCACGGUUUCCCCUCUAGAAUGACAGUUGCUAUGAUGAUCGAAGUGUUGGCUGGAAAAUCGGCAGUUCUGCACGGUCUAGUGCACGACGCCACACCUUUCGAGUUUUCCGAAGAUGAUGCUGCUAUCGAUUAUUUCGGAAAGCUUCUGGAACUAGGUGGUUACAACCGUUGCGGCUUGGAAACUUUCUACUCAGGAAUAAACGGUAAUCAAUUGAAGGCACAAAUAUUCACAGGGGUUGUGCACUAUCAGAGAUUGAGGCAUAUGGUUUCUGACAAGUUUCAGGUCAGAUCAACCGGAACAGUUGAUACCAUAACGAGACAGCCCAUAAAGGGAAGAAAGAGAGGAGGUGCUGUUCGUUUUGGUGAGAUGGAACGAGAUUGCUUGAUCGCUCAUGGUGGUGCCUUCUUGCUGCGAGACAGAUUAUUAAACAAUUCUGACGCCACUUAUGUUAAGGUUUGCGGAUUGUGUCAGUCAAUGAUCACUUGUAUGACUGAAACUACGAGGAUGAAUGAAAACAAAGAGCUAAUGGAAACGAUAGACUUUUGUAGGUUGUGUGGAUUGACAGACCACGUGAGAUCAGUGCUUAUACCUUAUAUAUUGAAGAUAUUCAUACUGGAAUUAGCGUCCUGCAAUAUCAGCAUAAAAAUGGCUCUGAAAAGUUUCAAAAAAGAUGAUGAAUAGUUAAAUAAUGGUUUAAGAAUAAUGAUUUUUGAUGAAAAGUAUUUGUUGAUAGUUUUAAUACUAAUGUACAUUUUGUUUACAAAUAAAUCUUAAUUAUUUUGUUA
Molecule: messenger RNA, 3617 nt
Organism: Harmonia axyridis
Lineage: Eukaryota; Metazoa; Arthropoda; Insecta; Coleoptera; Coccinellidae
Gene: RpI135
Product: DNA-directed RNA polymerase I subunit RPA2
Exons: 14
Coding region: 115-3513 (1132 amino acids)
Biological process (GO): DNA-templated transcription
Cellular component (GO): nucleus; RNA polymerase I complex
Molecular function (GO): DNA-directed RNA polymerase activity; ribonucleoside binding; DNA binding
Source: RefSeq, a predicted model, not a curated record